Molecule: messenger RNA, 1829 nt
Organism: Spinacia oleracea (spinach)
Lineage: Eukaryota; Viridiplantae; Streptophyta; Magnoliopsida; Caryophyllales; Amaranthaceae
Product: probable arabinosyltransferase ARAD1
Exons: 9
Coding region: 68-1618 (516 amino acids)
Molecular function (GO): glycosyltransferase activity
Source: RefSeq, a predicted model, not a curated record
UUCUCAAACUUUUCACUCCACUGUUCUCUCACUCUUCUGCUCACUUUCUCUCUCCUAACUUCCAACAAUGGCAGGAAAACAUCCACACUCGUCACCAUCCUCAAGAGAGAGACCAAUCUACACUUCCCCAAUCGUCAUCAUCAUUCUCUCUCUCAUCACUUUCAUCUCCAUCAUCUUCUUCUUCUCUUCUCCCUCUUCAUCACCACCUGCUCCGUCCUCCAUAUCGACUUUCUCAAUUCGAAACCCUAACCCUAACUUUGAGUACUCUUUCGUUUCAUCGCUCGAGAAUUUCCUCACGAACAAGCUCCCUAAGCAUCCGAAGGACGAUACCGUGAACUCAGCUGAUGCUGUGAGUGUAAGGAAGCUGGAUGAUUCGAUUUGGUGGAGAGAGAGUGUGAGAAUUUCCGGUGAUUCUUAUUAUCCUGCUGCUUCGAUGCCGAUUAGGGUUUAUGUGUAUGAAAUGCCGUCGAAGUUUACUUAUGAUCUACUGUGGUUGUUUCGGAAUACUUACAAGGAGACCUCUAAUCUGACCUCUAAUGGUAGUCCUGUCCACCGCCUUAUCGAGCAGCAUUCAAUUGACUACUGGCUUUGGGCUGAUCUCAUUGCUCCAGAGUCAGAAAGGGUGUUAAAAAACGUCAUACGGGUUCACAAGCAAGACGAGGCUGAUAUAUUCUAUAUCCCAUUCUUCACCACCAUCAGCUUCUUCUUGAUGGAGAAACAGCAGUGCAAGGCACUUUACAGGGAAGCUUUAAAGUGGGUGACUGAUCAGCCAGCAUGGAAGCGAUCUGGGGGAAGAGACCACAUACUUCCUGUUCAUCAUCCUUGGUCAUUUAAAUCAGUUCGCAAGUUUAUGAAAACUGCAAUUUGGCUAUUACCUGACAUGGACUCCACAGGAAACUGGUACAAGCCUGGCCAGGUGUACCUUGAGAAGGACCUAAUUCUUCCAUAUGUUUCGAAUGUCGAUUUUUGCAAUGCUUAUUGUCUGCGGGAAAAUGAAUCCAAGAGAAGCACACUGCUGUUUUUUCGCGGGAGACUUAAAAGAAAUGCUGGAGGAAAGAUCCGGUCAAAACUUGUGGUGGAGUUGUCUGGUGCUGAAGGUGUUGUCAUUGAGGAAGGGUCAGCUGGAGAGGCGGGCAAGGCUGCAGCCCAAAAUGGAAUGCGCAAGUCCAUCUUUUGCCUGAGCCCAGCUGGUGACACUCCAUCAUCUGCAAGAUUGUUUGAUGCUAUUGUUAGUGGCUGCAUCCCUGUUAUAGUCAGUGAUGAGCUGGAGCUUCCAUUUGAAGGAAUCAUUGACUACAAGAAGAUGGCUGUAUUUGUCUCAUCAAGUGAUGCCUUGAGUCCCGGUUGGCUAUUAACAUACCUCAAAGAUUUUAGUCCUUCGGAGAUCAGAGAGAAACAGAAAUUCUUGGCCAAGUACUCGACGCAUUUCAUUUACUCAAAUCCAGCACAGCCUUUAGGUCCUGAAGACUUGACAUGGAGAAUGAUUGCUGGUAAGCUGGUGAACAUCAAACUUCAAAUCAGGAGAUCACAACGUAUGGUACAGGGAUCAAGAAGCAUAUGCACGUGUGAAUGCAGGCAUUCAAAUUCCAGCAUUCCCAUUCCCAUUCCAGGUCCUUAAUUCAUUUCAAUCAACCCCCUUCCACAACUUUUUGUAAUUCCUUUUUGCUGGUGUAGAUUUUCCUUUACGGACUAGCAUGUUCAUAAAUAUGCCUAAUAGUUCAGUUUUACGUCUCACUGUAAGUCACGAAAUAUAGAUUGCUGAACAUCACAACUUGUAAUUCGUCAUUCUUGUGUUCCUUUUUGCAUAUAAGUACAUUUUUCCCCCCUGA